AUGUCUUACCAAGAGCAGCAGUGCAAGCAGCCCUGCCAGCCUCCUCCUGUGUGCCCACCCACAAAGUGCCCAGAGCCUUGUCCUCCCCCAAAGUGCCCUGAGCCUUGUCCUCCCCCAAAGUGCGCAGAGCCAUGCCCCGCUCAGCCAUGCCAGCAGAAAUGCCCCCCUGUGCAACCUCCUACACCCUGCCAGCCGAAGUGCCCACCCAAGAGCAACUGA
Myodes glareolus (Bank vole) is the source of this 219-nucleotide messenger RNA. NCBI's taxonomy places the organism in Eukaryota, Metazoa, Chordata, Mammalia, Rodentia, Cricetidae. The record is from RefSeq and is a predicted model, not a curated record.